Molecule: messenger RNA, 5325 nt
Organism: Tetrahymena thermophila SB210
Lineage: Eukaryota; Ciliophora; Oligohymenophorea; Hymenostomatida; Tetrahymenidae
Exons: 13
Cellular component (GO): cytoplasm
Molecular function (GO): protein binding
Source: RefSeq, a predicted model, not a curated record
AUGAAUUCCUAUUAGUAUGUGAAUAAGCUAAAGAAGCAAAUCAAAUAAACUUCUACACAAGGAUGGAAGCAAAGAGUUAAUUAGAAGACAUCAUAUAUAAAUUAGAUUCCACUCUCGAAUGCAUUAGAGAGAUUUCCUCAGUUCUUUGAUGAUAUAAAGAUUUCAGUAGUGUAGAAGAGCAUUAAUGAGAUAGAUCGUUUACCUUACAAAUAUAAUAAUAUUGAAAUUCUUUACCUUAGCAACAAUAAUUUAACUGACUUAGAAGGUAUCCAGCAAUUCAAAAAGUUAAAAACAUUAACUUUAGCCCAUAAUGAGCUUUCAAAUGUGAAAAUUCUCAGGUAGAUAUCUUAACUAAAUUCUCUAGAGUAAUUAAAUUUAUCUGGAAAUCCCAUAGCAAAGCAUCCAAAUUACAAGAUUUACUUAUUGACUGUUCUACCAAAUUUAAAAAGCCUUGAUGGAAGACCCGUCAGCGAGGAGGCAAGAUUAAAAGCGGAAAUAAAAGCAAAAUAGCAAACCCAACUUCUGCAGUUGAUGUUGAAGAAUUAUUGCGAAAUAAUUAAACUAAAUUCAUUUGGGAGAAAGAUUGAUCUGCACAGAGAAAUGAUAUAAAAUAAUUUAAAAUUUGUAAAAAAUAUGGAAAAUAAGGAAUUGAAUCAUUAUUCCUUCAAAAACAAAUUUGAUUUUAUGCAGACUCUCGAUGAAUAUAAUAAGAACGAGCUAUAAGACUUGCUAUUGAAUGAUAUUCUCACCUUCUAUGAAUAGUUUUAAUAACAAAACCCAAAUAACAAUGAGGAAGAUAACUACGAUAAGGCUUUCUAAGAAAUGAUCAAACAAUAAAAUAUCAAAUUAGCUGAGAUAGAUGUUCUCCUUGAAAAAAAAGUUUAAAAUUAUAAUGAAUUUUUAGAAGAAAUGAUAGCUAAAUUUAAACCUCUGCCUCAAAAUGUAAAAACAUUUUCUCCAUCUAGAAACUUGGCAUCUUCUGAUGCUUAAAACAAGACCAGUAGCAGACUAAAUUUCAAAACUAGCGAGAAUAAAGCGAAGUAGAUUCUUAAAAAUAGCAAAUCAAACUAGAGUCUACCCACAUCGGAUAAAGCAGGUGCUCUGUAGUCUCUAAAUAAAAAAAAGUUAUCUAGAGAUUUUAAAUAAAAUAAUAUUCCUGAUGAAGAGAGAGAUUUAUUCUAAAAGAUAAAUCAAGGAAAUUCAAACACAAAUGAAAGCUUCAAUCCUGUUUCGCCUAUCACUGACAAUUAAAUUUUCAGUACUUCGAAAGAUAAAUUAUUUUUUACUUCAAAUACUUAGCAAGAUCAAAUUCAUUACACUUAGCUAUAAGAAGAAUAAGAUAUUUUGUUAGGGAAAUAAUAAAAAAACUAAAAAAAUGAACAAACUUAGCAAUAGAGAUUCAACACUUAUUAAAGUUAAUAGCCAACAAAUUAAAAUAAUUUACAAAGAAAUUUAUCAGCUGAGAAUAUAUUGUACCAGAGAAGUGGGUCUCCUAGUGAUUACGUUAUCAAGGAUAGAUACUAUUCUCCAACCAAUAAUGAAUAAGUCAGCAGAAGAAACUAAGGUGGUUACGAUUCUUCUCUUGAGAAUACUUCCCGUGGAGUGGCAAACAAUUAAUAAUAAUAAGAAUCUAAAGAAAACUCCCCAAAUAGAACUAUUCCUCAACCAUCUUAAUAUGAAAUAAGACCAAAUCAUCAGGAUGAAUGCUGCAGAAAACUCAUGAAAUCAGCUAGAAAUACUUCACAAGAUUUCUUUGGCAAGCCCACACCUUAUAAGAGAAGAAAUAAAGAGCUCGAAGAAAUUGUUUUUGAACUAAAUAAAAAGCUGUAAAAAAAGGAAGAUGAUAUUGCUUAAUUAAAAUAAUUAAAUGGCACUAUUAAAGAAAAACUUGUUGAGGUCAACAGCAGCAGUGAAAAUAAUUUGAAAAAGUAGUAGCAAGACUAACUAGAAUUAAUGAAAUAGCUGGAGAAAAAUUAAAAUUUAAACAAAGUCUUAGACCAUGAAGUGAAGGAAUUGAGAGAUCAAUUGAACAGGAUGUUAAUUAAAAAUAAUGAACUUAGCAAUGCUGAAAAGAAUAGCAUUUAUUACAAGUAAUAGCAAUAAGACAUUUAAGAAUAAUAUGAUAUACUUUAGUCAGAACUUAAAAAAAAAGAAAUUGCAGAUAAUUUCUGUCAGUAAAGAAUAUUAAAAUUAGGUUUCCUUUACCUUAAGUUUUCUACUCAAACAGAGAAAAAGAUAAAUGAGUUUAGAUAUGACAAGAAAAAUGAAAGAAAUCAAUUUUUAAUUGUCAACUGCUUUAAAAAAAUGAAACGCUAUUCUGUCAUUAAAAAGUUUAGUCGUGUCUCUUUACAAGAAUAGAAUCUUACUUUAUAUCAUAAUUACUUCAAUUCUUGGAAGCGUAAUAUUAUUUUUUAAAGCGAUGUACAGAGAAUGCUAAAGAAGAAGGAGCAAUAAAAUUUGGCAUAAGCAUUCGUUGGAUGGAAGUAAUUUAUUGCUAUAAAAGAAAGAAAUUUAAAAGAAAAGGCAAAAGUUAAAGAAUUUUACUUAAAGCAGCUCCAGAUUAAGAUUUGGAGAGCGAUGAAAUAACAAUACAAAAAGAGCGUUCUUUCUAAAAAAGAACUAGAUUUAUAUCAAUAAAAGGCCACAAUAUUUGAUAAUAGCAAAACUAAGAGAAGGUUUUUGAAACUUUGGAAGUCAUACAUUGUUAAUUUUGCUUUACCAUAUAAAUAGAAAUAAUAAAAUGCUAUUAGAUAAUCUAACUUUUAUCUAUUAAAAGUGGGCUUUGCUAUGCUCGUUAAAAAUCGCAAAGAUUCUAUCAACAAUAAUAUAAAAGUUAACAAAUUUAUUCAUUAUAAAAAGAAGCAGCUACUUCGCUCUGUCUUUAAUUAUAUGUCAGGUCCUUUGGUUGCUUUCUCAAGAGAAAAGAAUGCUAGAAAUAAAGUGGCUGAAUUAUUCAUCAAAAAAAGACUUAUUAAUACCUGGAAGUAAACCUAUUGUAUUUCUAGAAAUUUAAAGAGACUGGAAGAAAAGGCAAAGCAAUUUAGUUUGAAAAAAUUAGUUUAAAGACAUUUUAAUGCCUUGAAGGACUUAAGAGAGAAGGUAAGAAAGAGAAAUUUAUUAGCAAAGGCUGUGCAAACAAGAAGAGAAAAUUAAUAGAAGAGAAUUUCAAUUUUGAAGUGGUUUAAAUUAUCAGUAUCUAAAAAAUCAGAUAGAUUAGAUUAACUCAAGCAAAAGAAUGAUUUAUAGAGAGCUUAUUUCAAGUAGUGGCUUCUGCUUAUUUAGUAAAGAGUUUAGAAAAAAUAGAAAUAAAGAUAGAUUCUGAAUAUGGCUGACAAAAAAUCAAAACUGACUCUGUCUUAGGCAUUCAACUCCUGGCUUUAUAUAAUCAAGAGAAAAAUUAGAAAUAGAGGAGUUGUACAAAAUAUGUUAGCUAAAAAAGAAACUUAGUUGCUAAGAAUAUCUUUGUUCUAAUUUUCUAAAGAAUAAAAACUAGGUUUGUAUAAGAAAUUAUUGCAGUACAAAAAUAACCAAACAUUGCUCAAUGCAGAUUUCAAAGAAAAUCAAAUAGUUUUAGAAACAAUAAACGAAGAAAAAAAUGAAAUAGUUGAUAAAUCCCGUGAACUCAUGCAAUAAAAUGUACUGCUUCAAGAACACAUCACAGAAAAGAAUUCAGAAAUUAAUCAGCUGAAGAGAUAGAUUUAAAACUUAGAAAAGUUAGAAGCUAACCAAGAAGAAGUGAUAAAAGACUUGUAACAAAAAAUAGGCGAACAGGAAAUGUAAAUUUUUGAAAUCAAUAACGAGUAUACAGUCUAAAUGGAUUAAGAAGAAAACACCUAAAAGACUAUGAGAAUGGAUAAUAAAGCUAUGCAAAGAGAAAUCCAAAAUCUUCAAAAGGAAUUAGACUUAAAGAACACUUAACUUGCAGAGUAUGAAAGGUCUUUUUAAAAUAGAACCACAGAAUUGUUUGGUGAUAAUAGAGAUCUUUAGGAGAAAUUAUAGAACUCUAUUGUAAUGGCUAAUGAAUUCAAGCAAAAGAUAGAAUAACAAGAUAGCAUUAUUGCUAACCUAGAAAACAAAAUCAUAGAGUUGAAUGAUAAUAAUUAAAAAUAAAAGGAGCAUAUCACUGAGUGUGUGGGUGUUAUUCAAUAAUUUGAAAGCACUUAUGAUGCUAAAGUGACUGAAUACGAAAAUAUAAUUAAUUUACUGAAUACUUAGUUAGAUGAGAACAAAGUAUAAUAGGAACAGUCAAAUGCCAUAAUUGAGUAACUUACUUAGGAAGUAAAAAAAUUAGAAUACGAAGUAUCACUUUUGACUGAAGAUCAUCAUGCUAAUACAAACCAAUUUAUAAGUAGUCUUUAUAAGAGUGGAUAAAAGUAGAUGUUCUCUUCAAUAGGAUUCAAUUAAAAUUUAAACCAUUCGAUUUCUUCAGAAGCUGAUGCAUUUACUCUUAGAAAAAGACAAAAUUAUUUCACUUCUCCUCUCCAAACUGAUCAGAAUAGAAGAACGGCUUCUAAAGAUUAUAAGAUAUUAUAAAAAUCAUUUGAGAGAUAAAGGACUCAAAUGAAAGACAAAAUCUAAUCUCUUACUUAGCAAAUUCAAAACACAUUAAAUAGUUAAGGUUAAGAAGAAUUACUUCCCUAGUAAGAUAUUAAUAUAAACAAUAGAAUGAAUGGUGCCUAAUAUAAUUUUGUCAGUAACGGCUUCCAAUCAGCUAAAUCAAACCAAUCUUAGAUUCUUCUUUCUGCCAAGCCAUAAAACAAAACUUCAACUGCUAAUUUUUUCACAGAUAGAAGAUAAUUAAACUAGGAUAAAUCUUAUGAAGACUCAUCUAAAUUUAUAAAUUUGAAAGGUUCAGGCUUGUAUAGUAAUAAUUUAUUAAAGAACAAUGAGAGAAAAGAAAGCCCUAUUAACAGCUUAAAAGUGACUCCAAAGGUUUAUAAAUAUAAAAAUAGCAGCAUUAGUGGAGGUCUAGGAAUAGGAAUAAAUUUAAUGCCAAACUUCACUGCUUUGGGAUAAUCUUAGAGCACUACUCAUGCAAUAAAAAAUGAUCUCCAUUCUAUUGUAUCUCCUUCUUACAACCUUAGUUCUAAUAUAUAAAAUUUAAGGCCAGACUCUGCUAAAGAAAGUCGUACUUAAAAAUCAAGUGUUAACGAUCUCUCUAUGAUAAAUAAUACUGAAAAUAUUCUUUAAGAGUUAGAAAAAAGUAAAUCAGGAAGAAAGAUAAUAAAAAAUUAAUUGGAAUUAAGAAUUAAGAAUCUUAAUGACAACUUAGAAUAGGACAUUUAAAACGCAAAAAGAUUGAAUGCAGCAAGAGACAACUAAUGA